Messenger RNA from Cetraspora pellucida, 1275 nucleotides. NCBI's taxonomy places the organism in Eukaryota, Fungi, Glomeromycota, Glomeromycetes, Diversisporales, Gigasporaceae. The record is from the annotation of a GenBank genome assembly.
AUGAUGAGUUCUGAGAGAAAUGUCAAUGAACAUAGUCCAUUGACAUCUUCAAGCCAUUGGCCAUUGUCGGAUUGGAUGACGAUCAUCCCGGUUUCUUUGACGGAUAUCACACCUACAACACUUUCAUUAGACAAUGAUAAAUCUAACGAACCCAAAAAAAAGAAGGGUCAAGAAAAAGAAUCAUCCCAAGAAAGCACUGUUUAUAGUCCUGUUUUAAAUAACGAAAUUAAUAAUGAACCAGAUAAUGAAAUUAAUAAUGAAGUUAAUAAUGAACAUUUACAUAUCACAGAAUUUUUAAAUCAUGAUCGAAAAAAAAGACGAAUGAUCAAAACAACUAAACCAUCAGCUUUUUCCACACCUAUUCAAAUAAACAGUUCAAGAACUAAUGCUAGUUAUACUCGUUUUUUUUUUGAAGAUAACAAGAAAUAUGAUCAAAUUAAAUACUAUAAAAUUUGUGUCAAAGAAUAUAAAGGGACCCACAUAAAGCCAUAUCCAUAUUCUAAAUCAGGUGGUAGUAUAGGACAUUUAACAUACCAUCUUCGUGAAAGACAUAAUAUCACUGCGAAUAACUAUAAAGAACAUCUUGAUUCAUCUCAAGAACCAAUAGUAAAAGUGAAUCUAAUCACAAAUUAUAUUACCAAUUUACCUUCACUUUCAACUAAAAGACAAAAUGAACUUAUUAAAGUUCUGAUAGAAUUUAUUGUAUAUGACAUUCAACCUUUAUACAUAUUACAAGACUCAUCUUUUCAAUUUGUAGAAGAAGUGGUUGAUGUUUUGAAACCUUUUGAAGAAAUUACAAGACAUUUCAGUGGCUUCAAAUAUUCUACCAUAAAUCUUAUAUAUCCUUAUAUUCCUCUUAUCUAUGGAUCUUUACCAGAAAACUCUGAACAAAUAUCAGAGAACCUUUCAGAUGAUGAUACAAGUGUUAGUAGCAGUGAUGAGGCCAACAUACCUUCAGCUGGAACUAGACAACAAUGGCAGUAUGCACAUCGGAGAUUAAAAGCAUCUAUGUUAGAUCCAAGAGUGUUAAAAUUACUUCUAUUCGCUACUGAGGAUGAACAUAGAAAUACUAAAGCACAAAUUCAUGCAGAGUUAUCAAUAUUGGAAGCGCAAUUUAGACAGAACAAUGAUAAAAUAGAAGCUUGUAUUACUACAGAAAAAGAAGAAUACGAUUUGUUAAGUGCUGAAUUAUGGGGUUCACUUUCAACACCCACUCCACAAACUAUUACUGAAGAUGAGCUGACGAAUGAAGAAAUAAUAUUGAUUAUUGAUUAG